Penicillium argentinense is the source of this 1056-nucleotide messenger RNA. RefSeq lists its product as uncharacterized. Lineage: Eukaryota; Fungi; Ascomycota; Eurotiomycetes; Eurotiales; Aspergillaceae. The record is from RefSeq and is a predicted model, not a curated record. The transcript is spliced from 3 exons. The coding region runs from base 1 to 1056 and encodes 351 amino acids.
AUGUCUACCACUACCACUGUCACGCAAGCCACUACAACGAACCCGAACCUGCACGGAUUUGGUCGCAUGCGCGUCGACGGCACUGAUCAACAAUACGGUGAUUUCCGCGACCAACUCACGCGCGAUGGAUAUGCGGUAGUCAAGGGGGCCAUUCCGCGCGAGAAGGCGUUGGAAUACGCGGACCAGAUGUACUCCUGGCUGGAGAACUUCAACCUCGGCUUCGACCGCAAUGACCCGUCCACGGUUCACAAGGACAAGCUUCCCUUGAUCAACGAAAAGGGCAUGUGUCUGCACUACGGUCUGCCGCACGAGAAGUUUGUGUGGGACAUUCGCAGCGAGCCGGGCGUGAUUGGGGCCUUUGAGAAGAUCUACGAUGACGAGGACCUGAUCGUUUCCUUUGAUGCCAUCAACUUCCAGUUCCCCAAUCGCACCGACAUCGCCCCCAACAAACCCUGGCCACACCAAGACCAAGAUCCCGAGAAACACGGUUUCCGCUGCAUGCAAGGUCUCGUCAACCUCCUCCCGAACGGGCCCUCAGACGGUGGCCUCAUCGUCUGUCCAGGCGGCCACCUCCUCUCGGAACAAUUUCACCGCGAAAUGGCAGAUGAAGAACGCAUUCCGGCCUGGACACCAGAAUGGUACGGCUACACCGAGCGCGGUAUGAAAUGGCUCGCCGACCACGGGUGCACAUGGAAGAAGAUCUGCGCCGAGCCAGGCGACCUGCUACUGUGGGAUUCGCGCACGCCGCACUACAACCUCAGCCCGAAGAAUGAACAGGCGCGCUUCGCCAUCUAUACGUGCUACAUGCCUGUGGCAGAUGCGACGCAGGCGGACCUGGUGCGGAAGAAGGAUGCGUUUGAUCGGCGGGUUGGGACGACGCAUUGGCCGAAUGCGAAGCAUACGGGGUCGAAUGUGGCGCAGCGAGAUGGAGUGGAGGAUCCGCAUAAUCGCGAUCGUCCGGUGACGGAGCCGGUGUUGAGUGAGCGGGCGUUCAAGUUGACGGGGAUUCCGUAUAUUCAGGAUCAGACGGCGGUUGUGAAGACUGUGACUGCUUGA